UUUCAGUAUGAAAAACAUUCAGAUACUUCCUUACUCAAAAACUUUCGCCUAAGGGACUGUAUGGGGUUAGAACAAAGUGCUGAGGAAGGAUUUAAUGUUGCUGACAUGGUUUCUCUUCUUAAAGGGCAUAUUAAGGAUGGCUAUACGUUUAACCCAAGAAGUCCAAUUUCACCGGAAAACAAAGACCACUGGCGUGUUGGACCGAAGUUCGAGAAUCAGGCUCAUUGUGUUGUUUUUGUAGUUGAUGCAAAUGCCAUGCACUCUGGCAUUCCUCAGGCCUUUGUCAGGAAAAUUAGACAAAUACAAGAGGCGGUGAAGCAAUUACGUGUACCACGUGUUUUGAUCUUGACAAAAGCUGACGUUCUUUGCCCGGAGGUUUAUAAAGACACUGCAAACAUGUUCCGAAGCUUUAGGGUUAGAGAGGCUGUUAAAACGGCAAGCGAAAUUUUUAACAUUCCCGAAGCAUCCAUUCAUCCAGUUACGAAUUAUGAAGAUGCUAUAGAAAUCAGUUGGAAAAGGAACAUACCACUUCUCCUCGCCUUGAGACAAAUUACACAGUAUACAAAUGACAGGAUUGAAGCUAUCAACCAACAUAGCGAUAGUGACUAAACAUAAGUUGUGACAGGAGUAACUUAUAUAUAUUUGAAACUCAUUUUUAAACUUUAUAUGGUAGUAGAUUACUUUACAUAUUUAUUUUUUAACUACGGUAUAAAUAACCGGUUGAAAUCAUUCAUGGAUCUUGCUUAAAAUAAGUAAAUACUUUUGUAAUUCCCGUCAAUGUGUGUUGUGUUUGUGAAAAGAAAUAGGAAUAUAUAAUUUGAAUAUUCUUAAAAAUAUUCCUUGAAAUAUAAUUGUUGAUAGAGUUCUAAGUAAUUAAGUAUGAAUUUUGACAUUAUUAUAGUUGUUCUAGAACAAUUUAUUUACUUCUAUAUAACAUAUGUAUUAUAAGGUCAUGUAUUUCACACUUACCAGGAACAUGCAUAAAUGUGACAUAUUUUUUUUGCGGUUUGUUGUCCAAAAUAAUUGACUUUGAUUUUAUUGUAAACU
Ruditapes philippinarum (Manila clam) is the source of this 1047-nucleotide messenger RNA. RefSeq names its product interferon-induced protein 44-like. Bases 61 to 609 code for a protein of 182 amino acids. The transcript has 3 exons. The record is from RefSeq and is a predicted model, not a curated record. Lineage: Eukaryota; Metazoa; Mollusca; Bivalvia; Venerida; Veneridae.